Messenger RNA from Lactuca sativa (garden lettuce), 1904 nucleotides. Its product is annotated as premnaspirodiene oxygenase. Lineage: Eukaryota; Viridiplantae; Streptophyta; Magnoliopsida; Asterales; Asteraceae. The record is from RefSeq and is a predicted model, not a curated record. Gene Ontology annotation, molecular function: monooxygenase activity; oxidoreductase activity, acting on paired donors, with incorporation or reduction of molecular oxygen; iron ion binding.
AGUUUCCUGUCCUAUAGUAUCUGUAUCGACAUGUUCAAGAGCAUCUUAGGCUGCAUUUUUUGUUCUUUCCGAGGCGUGUUUCAUGUUUCAUUACCUGUCUUUUAGUAUUGGUAUUGACAUGAUCAAGAGCAUCUUAGCUUGCACAUUUUUGUUCUUUAUGAAGCGUGCUCAUAGUGUUAAUCACUGACUUUUCUAUUUCCAAAUGAACAUAUAUAAGGAAUACCGUAUUAGCUUGAACUGAAGUGAUCUCUAAUACAAAUCCUGAAUGGAGUUUGCUUUCUAUUUCCAAACCCUUUUUACAUUUUUCUUCAUGUUCAUGGUAAUCAAAGUAUUGAGGGGAUCAAAAACUCCUCCCAAUCUGCCACCUGGACCAAGGAAGCUUCCUAUCAUAGGAAACAUUCUUGAUGUUGUGGGACCAUUCCCACAUCAUACUUUAAGAGAUUUGGCUCAGAAAUAUGGCCCGUUGAUGCACUUACAACUCGGAGAGAAUUCCACCAUCAUUGCCUCUUCAGCAGAAACUGCAAAAGAGGUUAUGAAAACCAAUGAUAUAAACUUUGCUAAUCGCCCUUUUCUUCUUGCUGCACAUAUCAUAUCCUACAAAUCCACAAACAUCAUGUUUUCACCAUAUGGAGACUAUUGGAGACAGCUGCGCAGGAUUUGCAAUUCAGAGCUUUUAAGUGCAAAGCAUGUUCAAUCACUAGGACCAAUAAGGGAAGAAGAGGUCUCUCAUCUCAUCACCACUAUCUCCAAACACUCAGGAUCCCCAAUCAAUCUCAGUGAGCAUAUCUAUGCACUCACGUAUGGGAUCCUUACAAGAUCAGUCUUUGGAAAGAAGUUAAAACAACAAGAAGCAUUGAUAUCACUUAUCAAUGAAGCUUUAGGCAUAUCUGGAGGAUUUAGUCUAACCGACCUCUAUCCUUCUUCUAAACUUGUCGCCUUUCUUAGUGGGCUCAGACCAAAACUUGAGAAGAUUCAUGAGAGAUUUGAUGUGAUGCUUGAUGACAUCAUUGAAGAGCACAAAGCACAACAAGUAGGAAAAGGAAAAGUAGACGUGAAUCAUCAUCUGCUAUUUGAUGUCCUUCUCAAACUCCAGGAGCAUGGCAACCUUGAACUUCCCUUGACCAUGGACAAUAUCAAAGCAAUCAUCUUGGAUAUAAUAUCUGCUGGUAGUGACACAUCUUCAACAGUGAUAGAAUGGGCGAUGUCAGAGCUGCUGAAGAACCCUGAAAUAAUGGACAAGGCACAAAAUGAGGUUAGAAAAGCUUUCAGCACAAAAACAACAGUCGAUGAAAGUGGCAUCCAAUCAUUGGAGUUUCUCAAGUUAAUAAUCAAAGAAACUCUGAGAUUACACCCUCCAGCACCUUUGAUGCUGCCCAUGGAAAACAGGGAGAAAUGUGAGAUCAAUGGGUAUGAGAUUCCAGUGAGGACGAAAGUGAUUGUGAAUGUGUGGGCGAUUGGUAGAGAUCCAAAGUAUUGGAAAGAUCCUGAAAGGUUUCAUCCAGAAAGAUUUCUAAACAGUUCAAUAGAUUACAGAGGUCUUGACUUUGAAUACAUUCCAUUUGGUUCUGGAAGGAGAAUAUGUCCAGGUAUCUCUUUUGGAUUGGCUAACCUCGAGCUUCCACUCGCCUCUCUACUCUACCACUUUGACUGGAAAUUAGCAGACAGCAGCAGGAUGAAUCAAGAUCUUGACAUGACUGAAGCUUUUGGUGUAACUGUUAAAAGGAAAACUUUCCUCAAUCUUAUUCCAACUCUUCGUUAUCCUCCUGUUUACUAAAGUCAUGUUUCUCUUCUCUUGGUUUUCCAAGAUCUUUAGGUGUCUUCAAAUUUCAAAAUAUGCUUCUACAAAAAUGUCUUAUAAACAAACUUUGUUAACUCUUUAUCUUCUAUUGUGUUUGUACAAUCAA